AGCAAAAGUGACUGUUUCUACUGCAGAUUAUAGGCUAGCAAGUGUUGCACAUUAUUAGCUGAUGGGGUUAGAGAUGGCAAGCUAACCUCGUUUUGCUAAAAUGGCUACUGUUGUUCAACCAAGCGCUAACUUAAACCCAGAUACCCCCGGGCAAAACAUGCUGUCAGUGAGAUAAUUAACUGAUUGCCGAGGUUACUCAAAAUGUAAUUUAAUCAUGGCAUUAUUUGCCGUGAUGCUGAUAGCGCUGUUAUAAUGAACACAAUCAAUGUAUUGCAUUCAUGUGAAUUCGGGUUUGUCUAGGACUUCACUUGCAAGCUGUCGAUGUAGCUAGCGCAACGAUAAUGCAGUUUUACUUUUCUUGUUUGCAUUGAAUGUGUUGUACUGUAGCUAAACGGAAUUGUUUACCUAAAUGUCUUGUCAGCUACGGUUUCAACUCGCUCAGAUAAUUUCAGCAUUAACGUUGCAUGUUAAGUUGAUUCAAGGUGAUCUCUGAAGAAAACUGUCUUUGCGUUUUAUGCUGUCUUAUCGAUUCUCUAAGAAUGCUAAACUGAAUUAAAGCAUGUAUUGCACUGAAAUAGAUAAUUUCUAGAUGAAAUCUAACAACCCCAGACAGAAUGGAUAAUAUUAGGCAUCUCUUUGAAACCUGACUAAUUGCUAUAUAGGUCGGUCGUAGACUGGAGCAUCCGUGUGAAGCCAGGCUAUGGUUUUAACCUACUCAGAACAUAGUGUACAGACGUGCGCAUCUGCCAGACAUUCCUAAUUUUGUUUUUGUAUUGAUCGCGCAGCGUGUGUUUGUUUCGACCAGAUUGAGGCGUGUGGACUGUGCGGCACUUUUUAUGGUCGACGUGUAUUAUAUUUUGAACUUGCAAUUCACAUUUUCAGGGGUUGCUGCGAGGCAAUCUUGUGAUGGAGAAUUGUUUUCAGCACCUCUCCGCGUCUGCCCGAUGUGCCCACACCCCUGCACGGCGCGCACGUAGCAUGCUGUCUGGCUGUCAACUCCGUCUCUGAUCUGCGAGCGAACGAUACCCGGGGCCAGCGGCAGCGACCGGGGGUGGGGCGGGGGGACAGGCAGAUUGUUGACUUUGCGUUUUUCUCAUGGGCGGGGGUUCUGGAUGAUGCAGACUGGUCCAACACUGGGAGAAAGACCGAGCAUCUCGGUGCAUUUUAUUGUCUGCCUCGUGAAGCCGUUAGCCUCCAUUCAAACUAUGCUGUGCCCAUUUGAAAGACGCAGCGCGUCACGGUCCGCCACUUUACUCAGAGCUUGCUUUAAACUUUUCUCUAUUGAGUCAGAAACAGUCAAAAGCUGCUACGGCGGUUAUAAAUAAAAGCAACGAAAGUAGGACAGAGUUAGUACUCUGCGGGGUACAUAUUUAACCCCAAUUUAUUUUUGGACAGGUUGAUGGUUUUUAAUUCGUGUUACCGCGGCUACCACCGAUAACGUAGCUAACUGGAACAACUUGUUCGGCUCCUGUGAUUGUGGUGAGCACAAGCUGAUCCUGACGUAAGACACUGGACCUGGACCUGGCGCUGCACUGAUGUAGCGGUCCUGGCCUCCGCCCGUCUCCCGACCUUCUCGUCUACCUCCGGCCCGCCCCAGUAAUGCGCUGGGGCCCCACCUCCUCCGCCAGACCCCCCCUCCCAGCCCUCCGCACCGCGCGCCCCCGGCCCUGGGAACGAGGCUCCAGACGCCUAAUCAAUAAGGUGUGAGGCAGGACGCGGCGAGCGCCUGGCAUGGCACAAGCGCUGAGUCGGCAGCCGUGAAGAGGACCGGCUCCUUUCUGCUCCAUCCUCCGUGUCGCUUUGUCUGGUGUCCGUGCGUGCACGCUCCCGCCAUCGCCCGGCCGCAGAGACCCAUUGGCCUAGAGAGAGAGCGAAGAUCGAUAGAGAAACAUACGUACCUUUCUCCCCUUUGUCUUUGUUUUCCUUUUUUUUUUUUUUUUUUACUCCCAGAGAAGUUUGGGAGUGGGGUGGUGGGUGUGGUUCUGGUGCCGGUGCUGGGUCAGUGUAGCCGAGCCUGUGGUUUCCGGUGCCGGUGCUGGUUCAGUGUGGUUCUGGUGCCGGGUCAGUGUCGAGCGUGUGGAAGCUGGGGAGAGACUCGUGGGAUGCGACCAUGUCGGACCUCACAGAGCGCCGGCCGGUCAACUCGGACUACGCCGUCUCCCUGCUGGAGCAGCUCAAGUUCUUCUAUGAGCAGAAGCUGCUGACCGACGUGGUGCUGCUGGUGGAGGACGCAGAGUUCCCCUGCCACAAGAUGGUGCUGGCCACCUGCAGCUCCUACUUCAGGGCCAUGUUCAUGAGCGGACUGAGCGAGAGUAAGCAGACGCACGUGCACCUGCGGAACGUGGACCCCGCCACGCUGCAGAUCAUCAUCACCUACGCCUACACCGGCAACCUGGCCAUCAGCGACAGCACUGUGGAGCCUCUAUACGAGACAGCCUGCUUCCUACAGGUGGAGGACGUGCUCCUGCAGUGCCGGGACUACCUGGUGAAGAAGAUCAACGCCGACAACUGCGUGCGCAUGCUGAGCAUCGGCGACCUCUUCAGCUGCAGCGAGCUGAAGCAGAGCGCCAAGCGCAUGGUGGAGCACAAGUUCCCGGCGGUGUACCGGCAGGAGGCCUUCCUGCAGCUGUCCCACGAGCUGCUGCUGGACCUGCUGAGCAGCGACAACCUCAACGUGGAGAAGGAGGAGACGGUGCGCGAGGCGGCCAUGCUGUGGCUGGAGUUCAACAUGGAGGCGCGCUCGCAGCACCUGUCCUCCGUGCUGGGCCACAUCCGCAUCGACGCGCUCUCCGAGGUCACGCAGCGCGCCUGGUUCCAGGGCCUGCCGCCCAACGACAAGUCGGUGGUGGUGCAGGGCCUCUACAAGUCCAUGCCCAAGUACUUCAAGCCGCGGCUGGGCAUGACCAAGGAGGAGAUGCUGAUCUUCGUGGAGGCCGCCGCCGCGGACUCGCCGGCCGACGGGCCGGGGCCGGGGGCGGGGCCCGGCCCCCACGCCGUGGUGUGCUACAGCCCGCAGGCGGAGAAGGUGUACAAGCUCCGCAGCCCGCCCGGCGGCCUGCAGAAGGUGGGCACGCUGGUCACGCCGGACAACGACAUCUUCAUCGCCGGCGGGCAGAUCCCGCUCAAGACCUCCGUGGCCAACCACGGCAAGGCCGGCGGGGGCGGGGGCGGGCCGGGGGCCGGCGGGGGCGGCGGGGGCGGGGCGGGGGGCCGGCUGCAGGCGGUCUUCCGCUCGUCGGACGGCUUCUUCUGGUUCGACGCGCAGCAGAACGCCUGGGUGGCCAAGUCGCCCAUGCUGUGCGCGCGCGUCCGGCCGUCGCUGGUGCACUGCGACGGCUUCAUCUACGCCAUCGGCGGGGACAGCGCGGGCGGCGAGCUCAACCGGCGCACGGUGGAGCGGUACGACCGCGAGCGCGACGACUGGACCAUGGUCAGCCCGCUGCCCGCCGCCUGGAACUGGAGCACGGCCGUGUCCGCGCGCGACUGCAUCUACGUGCUCACGCACGACCUCACCUACUGCUACUUCCCGCGCGCCGACGCCUGGGUGGAGAUGGCCCCGCGCAAGACCAGCCGCUGCUUCGGGUCCGCCGCCGCCUUCGGCGACCUGCUCUUCUACGUGGGCGGCCUGCACGUGGUCAGCAACUCGGGCGUGCGCCUGCCCGCCGGCACGCUGGACGGCUCCUCGGUGGCCGUGGAGGUGUACGACGCCGCCAAGAACGAGUGGCGCCCCGGCGCCAACAUCCCCGCCAAGCGCUACUCCGACCCCUGCGUGCGCGCGGCGCCCCUGCUGGGCGCGCUGUGCGUGUUCAUGCGCGAGACGCACAUGAACGAGCGCGCCAAGUACGCCAUCUACCAGUACGACCUGGAGCUGGAGCACUGGCACCUGCGGCAGCCCGUGUCGGAGCGCGUGCUCUGGGACCUGGGCAAGGACUUCCGCUGCGCCGUGGGCAAGCUGUACCCGUCCUGCCUGGAGGAGACGCCCUGGAAGCCCCCCACGUACCUCUUCUCCCCCGACGGGGCCGAGGAGUUCGAGAUGGACGGCGAAAGGGUGACCCUCCCGCACGUAUAGCUUUCUGAACGCACCUCCCCCCCCCUACCCCCGUUCGUUAUCCUCUCUUACCUCCACCUGCAAAACUGAACUCCUAAAAG
Messenger RNA from Conger conger (European conger), 4149 nucleotides. It is a transcript of the gene kbtbd2, whose product is annotated as kelch repeat and BTB (POZ) domain containing 2. The record is from RefSeq and is a predicted model, not a curated record. NCBI's taxonomy places the organism in Eukaryota, Metazoa, Chordata, Actinopteri, Anguilliformes, Congridae. The transcript has 4 exons. Gene Ontology annotation, molecular function: protein binding. Bases 2111 to 4069 code for a protein of 652 amino acids.